UGGCCGCUCAUCUUCGAUGUCUGCAUCACAGCCCACAAGCCGGAACCGCGUCGCCAUGCCGGGCUUGGGCUUUUGCCAAAGGCCCGCUGACCCACAUUCUUAUCUAACGCGGCAGUAGCUAAGCUAACAAGCUAGGCGGCUAGCCUAGUCUGAAAGUACGUUGACGCUCGCUUCUGUAGAAAUUGACGCGUCGCUUUUUCUUCUUUUAAACUCCUCCGUUUCACCGGGACGAGAAAGGGACGAGUUUUAUCUUAACGCCGCACGAAAGAUACCCUGACAAGUUGCCGACAAAUGUAAAGAGGAAGACUUGACCCGUGAUCUGGACAGCUGCGCUAAGGUGGCGCAACGUAGAAGAGGUCAAAGAUUCCGAUGUCGCUGCCAUGUGUCAGAUCGCAACGCCGAGUCGACGCCAAGACUUUUCGGCAGCUUUCGACGCGCUGAUGAUCCAGGGCGCCGCCGGUGCCCGCGGCCACCUUCCAUCGACUUUCCUCAUCCUCUCUCCGGACCGGCUCGGCUGUCCGUAAGGUAUAUUCACAAAUGUCUUCCUCACGAUUGAAAGAUCCCAUCUGACAUGAUAACCCUGAAAAGGAUCAAAAUGACCACAAGCAUUGAUCAGGAUGACGGAAGCAUUUUUGGGUUAAUGGACGACGAUGAGAAGGACAAAGCAAAACGCGUGUCCCGCAAUAAGUCGGAGAAGAAGCGGCGAGAUCACUUCAACAUCCUCAUCAAGGAGCUGGGCACCAUGUUGCCGGGCAACACUCGCAAGAUGGACAAGUCCACCAUUUUGCAGAAGAGCAUCGACUUCCUGCAGAAACAACAAGAAAUCUGCGCAGAGUCCGAGUCGACGGAAAUCAGACAGGACUGGAAGCCUCCGUUUCUUAGCAACGAGGAAUUCACGCAGCUGAUGUUGGAGGCGCUGGACGGCUUCUUCCUCGCCAUCACGGCCGACGGCAACAUCAUCUACGCCUCGGAGAGCGUCACGUCGCUGCUGGAGCACCUCCCCUGCGAUCUUGUGGAUCAGAACCUGUUGAACUUCCUGCCCAGAAGGGAGCACUCGGACGUCUACAAGCUGCUAUCCUCGCACGUCGCCGAAGGAGAGACGUUGACGCCUGAAUAUCUGAAGACCAAGAACCAGCUGGAGUUCUGCUGCCACAUGCUCCGAGGGACAAUGGACCCCGAGGAGCCGCCUGUGUAUGAAUACGUCAAGUUUAUUGGCAAUUUCAAGUCGCUAAACAAUGUGCCUCACUGCACUCCAAACGGAUUCACCGGGACCGUCGUUCAGCGAUCCCUCCACUCGUCCUUUGAGGAGCAGCUGUGUCUGGUGGCCACCGUGAGGCUCGCCAAACCCAAAUUCAUCAAGGAGAUGUGCACUGUCGAGGAGCCCAAUGAAGAAUUCACCUCCAGACACAGUUUAGAGUGGAAGUUUCUCUUCUUGGACCACAGAGCUCCGCCUAUUAUCGGUUACCUGCCGUUUGAGGUCCUGGGCACAUCCGGUUAUGACUACUACCACGUGGACGACCUGGACACGUUGGCGAAAUGCCACGAGCAACUUAUGCAAUACGGCAAAGGGAAGUCGUGUUACUACCGAUUCCUCACGAAAGGGCAGCAGUGGAUUUGGCUCCAGACUCACUACUACAUCACCUACCACCAGUGGAACUCUCGGCCCGAGUUCAUUGUCUGCACUCACACUGUUGUCAGCUACGGUGAAGUGAGAACAGAACAGCGGCGAGAAUCGGGGUUGAGAACGUCCACACCGGAGAUGGCGGCAGAUAAGCAAACGCACGACUCGGAUGUGGAGUCGCAGCACAACGGCUCCGACCUCCAGGAAGCGCUAGAAAGCCUCGAUGACAGGAUGACACCCUCGGCGUCAUUGCGCAGUUUGCGGAAAUCCUUGCACGCGGCGCCGUCGGAGGCCUCUUCAUCUCAAGCGAAGCUCCAAGGAGGCCAGAAUGUGCCGCGUCACCAGUUGGCAUCUAACGCAAGCGCGGCGGCGCAAAGAAGAUUGUCAGUCGGCAGCCAGCAGUCGGUGAGCUCCCAAAGCACAGUCCAGACGGCAUCGAUGGUUUCACAACAAGUUCAGACUGAUACCCAAGUAAGAUUGAGCUCUUCCUUAUCUUCACAAGUGUCAUUAAAUGCGAAUGGAGGUGUUUGCGUGUGCCAGGCGUCAUCGGCUCCCUUUUCCGACCAGCUGGAUAACAUGCAGCACGUGAAGAAUCAACUGGAGCAGCGCACUCACGCCAUCGAGAGCAGCAUCCAGCGGCAGCUGGAUGAGCUGUGCAAGAUCCAGCAGGAGCUGCAGAGGGUGCAAGAGCAGAGCCUGCAGAUGUUUGUGCAGAACGGUGCCGUCAACAUGGCCGCCGUGCAGAUGGCCCCCCGGGCGCCCUCCGUGCUCACCAUGCAGGGCCAAGUGGUCUCGGCCGGCCCUCUGCAGACCUCCAUCCAACAUCAUGCGAUCCAGGCCCAACAGAACACAGCCGUGGCACAGCCCCCGCCGGCGGCGUCUCUGUACAACACGCUGAUGAUCCCGCAGCAAAACGCCGCCAACGUGCUCCAAAUCGCCAGCAACCUGCCGCCCAACACGGGCACCACCACUCCCAACAUAACCUUCACGCAGGACCGCACCGCUCAAAUAAGGUUUCCGGCUGCCCGCCAGCUGCUUACCAAGCUGGUGACGGGCCAGAUGGCGUGCGGGGCGGUCAUGGUGCCGUCCACCAUGUUUAUGGGUCAAGUGGUAACAGCGUUCGCCCCCCAGCCGGGCCCCACGCAGACCAUAAGCAUCGCCCAGCAGCCCGCCCAGCAGCAGCAGCAGCAAGAGCAACAGGCUCAGCGGCUGAUUCACGGAAGUCAGUUGAUCCUGCCGGCGGGGGCCUUCUCGUUGCAGCAGGCGGGAGCUUUUGCUGCUACCGCCGCCGCCAACCAGCAGAAACACCAGUCGCAUACCCACAGGAUGGACAAUUAGACCAGUCACAUGGGGGGGGGGAGGUAUCCUUUGGCUGCAUCGGCGCCCCGAAGAAGCGUUGCUCCAUCACUUUAUGCCAGGGAUCCCCCCCCAGACUGUUUCACCCCAAUCAAAUAGGCUAUCCGUUGCCAUAGCAACCACUUUACAGGAGUAGUCUAUAACUUGUUACAACUAACACGUUGUGACCCAAUUAAAAUGGACCUAUGGCCCAUUUCCGGGCCCCCGGCCCACAGUUUGAGGAACUCUGCUUUAUGCAAAAGCUCUCGCGAAAUCCUUUUUUUUCCCCCCUCACCCCCGAUUAACUAUUUUUAUGGAAAGAAUGUGCUCUAGAUUGGACUUUGAACUACUGUACUAAUGGUCAUGUGUAAUAUAUAAUGUAAAUAUUUAUCGGGAGGAAAGAAGUGCUAUUUUAUAUGAUGUGUGAGGGUGAAUAUGCUCUUUUUCUAGUGUCGUAAGAAGACAAUUCCGUUGACAAUCCUCGAAAUUUGCCAAAAAUUAAAUGUGGUGCUAUAUAUAUAUAUAUAUAUAUAU
This is a messenger RNA of Syngnathus typhle (broad-nosed pipefish), 3490 nucleotides long. It is a transcript of the gene clocka, whose product is annotated as clock circadian regulator a. Lineage: Eukaryota; Metazoa; Chordata; Actinopteri; Syngnathiformes; Syngnathidae. Gene Ontology annotation, cellular component: cytoplasm; CLOCK-BMAL transcription complex; nucleus. Gene Ontology annotation, molecular function: DNA-binding transcription factor activity, RNA polymerase II-specific; E-box binding; protein dimerization activity. Gene Ontology annotation, biological process: circadian regulation of gene expression; regulation of transcription by RNA polymerase II. Bases 572 to 2959 code for a protein of 795 amino acids. The record is from RefSeq and is a predicted model, not a curated record. The transcript is spliced from 20 exons.